GUGUAUAAGCGUUAUUUUUGGUGCUUUAUUUGUCCGCACCUUGGAAGCAAAGUGCGUAGAACAACUCCUGCCUUUCAUAUUUCGGUUUGCUUCUGUUGUGUUCACAUAGCAGGAGCUUCUUUUUAGGGCUCAUCUUUGUGCGUUGAAUACUGGUUUGUAUCGAUCUGCUUCUGAUCAGUAGUUUCAAUAGCAUCAUCGGCUCACCCAAAAGUGUACAUCAACAGACGCCAUUUGCUGAUCCAGAUGAAAACAGCGAUCAGCUGUUGCUACAUCGUAAUGAAAAAUAGUUGCUUGUGUGAACUGUAUCAAAGUUCAAGUUUUGCAACAAGUCUUUGGCGACCGAGAAGUUUCAGACAAACCAGAAGACUUCUUACGCACCCUCGAAGCAUCUUGAAGAACUGUUGUUGUUAAAAGUACGGGAAUCGAAUCAAGACACCUUGAAAAAGGACAGUCUUUGCUUCAUCAAAGUCACUUGGUAGCAAGCAUGAAGCUUUUGGAAAGCAGUCGCUUUGAAGCAAUAAAUGUUGCUUUGUCCUUCGAAACUGGAGACUGCAAGAUCAUCGGCAGGAUCGAAAGCUACUCCUGCAAGAUGGUUGGCAGUGACAAGCGUCUCUUCAAGUCAAUGAAUGCUGAGGCUGGAGGGGGACCGAAUGACCUGCAGGCACUUUCCCCGCCUCAAAGUGUACUUUCUUCACAGAGCCCUAAUCGCCUGUACAGUCGCAGCCAGAGUGAUGAUAAUGAAAGUCACUUGUGCGACACCAUAAGUAGGAAGACCCUGUUUCACCUGAUAGCAACCCUGAAUGCAUCGUUUUGCCCAGACUAUGACUUCAGCCAAGCGAAGAGCGAUGAAUUCAGCAAAGAGCCAAGCCUCGAUUGGGUAAUGAAUGCUGUGGACAGCAAUUUAUUUGCAACAGCCAACCAGGCAUACAGCACGCUCCGUCCACAACUAUGGGCUGCCGUCGACAGCGAGAUCGUACUUUCAGAGUGCGACAUUUACAGCUACAACCCUGAUCUUGCGUCAGACCCUUAUGGAGAAGAUGGUUGUCUCUGGUCUUUCAACUACUUCUUCUACAACAAGCGCUUGAAACGGAUUGUCUUCUUCACGUGCCGUGCUGUCAGGUACAGAUUUGCAAACAGUUUUGAGUACGGCCAAGAUGACUUCGGAGGAGAACAGGAGAGGAUCAUGGAGUUUGAAGAGGAGGCCAUGGCUAAAGCUUCAGGGGCUGAACAAAUCGCAUUCUGAUUCAGGCCAAGUCUUCUAUUCUCUACUCCCAGGAAGUCUGUCAUAUGCACCAAAUACUUUUGCCUCCUUUUGGCUCUGUGUAUUUCAUGAAGUGUGUAAGCACACAAGAAGAUUUUAUCACUGUAUAUAAACCCAGAUGUUUUAAUGUGUACAGGAUCACACAUUUUAUUCUCAUAGCCUCAGGAAGGUAAGAGUUCAUGUUCAAUUUUAAAGUUCAGUUACCAGCAUGUUCUAAUCUCAGCUAUCCCACUUUUGUGCAGAUUUUAGCCAUAGUAGGUGUUAUAACUGCUGUAGGUACAGCUUCCCUUGACACCUGUUUCCUUUCAAACACAUUGUACUUUUAUUUAUGAACUAAUAAAUAAUCAUUUAUUC
Messenger RNA from Ornithodoros turicata, 1615 nucleotides. It is a transcript of the gene Maf1, whose product is annotated as repressor of RNA polymerase III transcription MAF1 homolog. The transcript has 6 exons. Gene Ontology annotation, molecular function: RNA polymerase III core binding. The record is from RefSeq and is a predicted model, not a curated record. NCBI's taxonomy places the organism in Eukaryota, Metazoa, Arthropoda, Arachnida, Ixodida, Argasidae. Gene Ontology annotation, cellular component: nucleus. Bases 485 to 1243 code for a protein of 252 amino acids. Gene Ontology annotation, biological process: negative regulation of transcription by RNA polymerase III.